Messenger RNA from Paralichthys olivaceus (Japanese flounder), 679 nucleotides. The record is from RefSeq and is a predicted model, not a curated record. NCBI's taxonomy places the organism in Eukaryota, Metazoa, Chordata, Actinopteri, Pleuronectiformes, Paralichthyidae.
AUGCUGGCAGCCCUGAACGGCUUCGUCCUGGUGGUGACGGCUGAGGGGAUCAUCUUCUUCUGCUCUCACUCCAUCCAGGACUACCUCGGUUUCCAUCAGACUGACGUGAUGCAUCAGAGUGUGUUUGAGCUGAUUCACACUGAAGACCAGCAGGAGUUCAGGAGGAACCUGCACUGGGCCCUCAACCCCCCUGUCGGCCUCAGACCCCCCACAGAUCCCUCAGCGGAUGGUGAGUCAGCGUCGCCCUCUCCUUGCCUCGUGAGCUACAACCCCGACCAGCUUCCACCGGAGAACUCUUCUUUUCUGGAGAGAGGCUUCAUCUGCCGCUUCCGCUGUCUGUUGGACAACUCCUCCGGCUUCUUGGCGCUGAACAUCCAGGGUCGGUUGAAGUUCCUCCACGGUCAGAGCAGUCAGCAUAGCGACAGCGAGGAGGGCACGCCGCCUCAGCUUGCUCUCUUCGCCAUCGCCACGCCCAUCCAGCCCCCAGCCAUCCUGGAAAUCAGAACGAGGAACAUGAUCUUCAGGACCAAGCACAAGCUGGAUUUCACUCCCAUGGCCUGUGACGCAAAGGGUAAAAUAGUUCUGGGAUACACCGAGGCGGAGCUGAGAGUUCGAGGUUCUGGUUACCAGUUCAUCCACGCUGCCGACAUGUUGUACUGUGCCGAAAAUCACGUCAGAA